GUGCAAACGCGCAACGAGGCAGAGCUCCCCGGUCCAGCUGGUUCAGUGUUUCUGGAGCCUAACCUGUGGGUCGCUGCACCGCUGAGAGAAGCAUGAAAACUGUGAUCCUGCAGCCCUCAGGACGAGUGAGAAGAAGGUGUGCACCAGCGAGCUGAAGCCUCAGGGCCAUCGUUAGGAAACCAUGUGCAGCUCCCUGAGCCCCAAACAGCCCAGUGGCCCGGGCCUGACGGACAUGCAGCAGUACCAGCAGUGGCUCUCCAGCCGACAUGAAGCCAGCCUGCUGCCCAUGAAGGAAGACCUGGCCCUGUGGCUCACUAAUAUGCUCGGUCUGGAAAUCACUGCUGAGACCUUCAUGGAUCGCUUAGACAAUGGCUCCCUGUUGUGCCAGCUGGCUGAGACACUACAGGAGAAGUUCAGGCAAAGUAAUGGAUACCUGCCUGCCCUUGGCAACAGCAAGAACGUUCCCAAUCGAAGGAUACCGUGCCGCCGGAGCGCUCCCUCUGGAUCUUUCUUUGCGCGGGACAACACAGCUAACUUCCUGGCCUGGUGUCGUGAGGUUGGAGUUGGAGAAACAUGUCUGUUUGAGUCAGAGGGUUUAGUUCUUCAUAAGCAGCCACGAGAAGUGUGCCUCUGUCUGCUAGAGCUGGGCCGGAUAGCAUCACGGUACAAUGUGGAGCCUCCUGGCCUCAUAAAACUGGAGAAAGAGAUCGAACAAGAAGAAACGACACCUCUACCUCCCGCAUCACCCGUCUCCCCCGCUCAGCCUCUCCCCACGUUUCCCUCCUCGUCGCCUUCCCCGUCUCCUUCCCAAUCCCCGACUCCCACCAAAGUGACUUCCAGCAAAAAAAGUACAGGGAAGCAGUUGGAUGACGCCGUGAGGCAUAUCGCUGAUGAUCCACCCUGCAGGUGUGUGAGUAAAUUCUGCGUGGAGAGACAUUCGCAGGGUCGAUACCGUGUUGGGGAGAAGAUGCUCUUUAUACGAAUGCUGCACAACAAGCACGUGAUGGUGCGAGUCGGUGGAGGCUGGGAGACCUUUGAGAGCUACCUGCUGAAACACGACCCGUGCCGAAUGCUCCAAAUCUCCAGGGUGGAGGGCAAAACGUCCCCCGUCAGCAGCAAGUCCCCCAGCAUCAAGGACCUCACCCCGGACAGCUACCUGGUGGUGGCAGCCCACUACCGCAGCAAGAAGUAAAGACUGAGAAGUGCCAUUGAUAAAAGGACACAGAAGAUGACUUUGUUCUGGGCAACAUGUCCGCUGUUCUCAUGAAUACUAAAGUUAUAGUGCAGCAGCAUUUUUUUGAAGAGCACACUGCUGAAGACUGACUAUUUGGUUAGUGUGUUUGUGAUGAGAUUAAGCUUGAAAUUACACUAGUGGGCCUUUGAUGUUGCAUUUUAUGUACUUUUAUAGAACUGCUUUGAAAAAUGUGUUGAUCUUUACAUUAUAAUGAGUUAACAGCAGAAUGUGUAGAUUGUUUUCAGUUUUGUUUUCCAAUCAAUAAUUGUAUUUGAAGCAAUAAACGACUUAGAGUAGG
Molecule: messenger RNA, 1532 nt
Organism: Acanthochromis polyacanthus (spiny chromis)
Lineage: Eukaryota; Metazoa; Chordata; Actinopteri; Pomacentridae
Gene: gas2a
Product: growth arrest-specific protein 2
Exons: 8
Coding region: 182-1192 (336 amino acids)
Biological process (GO): actin crosslink formation
Cellular component (GO): actin filament
Molecular function (GO): microtubule binding; cytoskeletal adaptor activity; actin filament binding
Source: RefSeq, a predicted model, not a curated record